AGGCAGCUGUUUUAGGCUUGGAAACAAAAUGGUUAAUUGAAUCACAGGUUUGAAACUCAAAUCGUGAUUGUCUUUUCUGGACGAAUCGCAGCAUUUCUUUGUUUGAGAAGAAGUUUGGCGUUGCGCGACAGGCUCAGAUGAACGUUCGGUUGAUUUCAUUGACCGGGAAAAUGGUUGUGUUUGGCAACGAUCAACAUAAAAUGAAUGAACUAGAGGUUGGUCCUUUUUUAACACCGUCUUUUUUGUUUUGUUAAAUUAUUAUUACUGCCCGGAUGUGAUUUAUGUUGUUGUUGUUGGUGAUUUCGACAACCUCAAUAAAGUUUAUAAAACCACGUUACCAUCCGCAUGAAGCAGGGAAAUCGCAACUAACAUUCAGCUCUUACAUGUCCCGAGCCUUUUUGCUUUGUCUUGAAUUGCCUUGUCAUGCGGCAUCUUUAUUAUGUUUAAUAUUGUCUUUAUAAAUUUUCUAAAGGCUAGUCUUGACUCAUUCAAAUAGUUCUGCCGAUAUUUGACCAUGUUGAUACUGCCUUUUUUUUAUUACAUGGCCCUUAUUUUAUGUUCGUUUUAACUAACCAUACUUCACCUAAAUCAUGUUUUAAUUUCCGUCCAAAUGUUUUCUGAUUCAGACCAAAUGAGGCUUUUUUGUCAAUUUCGUACACAUUUUGUAAUCGUUAUAUCCUGGAGUAGCGGUGCAUACUGAUUUUUGUUGAUUGUUUCGCGGUCACUGGGUGUUGUUAUGGCACCAUCGCAACCCCGAACCAGGUACCGGGAUCAUGGCCCAAUCAGGAUCUCAGUUGUUACAGGAGCUACAGAUGGAAUUGGGAAGUCCUAUGCUGAGGAGCUUGCUCGCCGGGGUUUUUCAAUGAUGUUGAUCAGUCGCUCUCAGGAGAAGCUGGAUGAUGUGGCCAGGUCACUCGAGGAGCAGUUUCAUGUCCAGACAAAGACCAUCGCAGUUGAUUUUGGAAGGACUGACAUUUACUCCAAGAUCGAGGAAGGACUGGCUUGUCUGGAGAUUGGAGUGCUGGUCAACAAUGUUGGUGUGUCCUACCCUUACCCAGAGUACUUCCUUCACAUUCCUGAUCUUGACAAUUUCAUCACAAACAUGAUCAACGUUAACAUGACCUCAGUGUGUCAGAUGACCCGGCUGGUGCUGCCCAGAAUGGCAGAGAGAUCCAAAGGUGUAAUUCUCAACAUCUCCUCCGCCAGUGGCAUGUACCCUGUACCUCUACUAACGGUCUACUCUGCUACAAAGGCUUUUGUGGACUUCUUUUCUCGUGGUCUUCAGGAAGAAUACAGACGCCAGGGCAUCAUCAUCCAAAGUGUGCUGCCAUUCUUUGUGGCCACUAAAAUGACCCGGAUUCGGAAACCCACUCUCGACAAGCCAACCCCCGAACGCUAUGUGGCAGCUGAACUAAGCACCGUUGGUCUGCAAAGCCAAACUAAUGGUUACUUUCCCCAUGCUGUUAUGGGAUGGGUGACCACCAAAUUGGUGCCAAGCAACAUUGUCAUCUUUUUAGGUGCGAGGAUGAACCGCCUGCAGCGUACUGGUUAUUUGCAGCGUCGUAAGCUACGACAGCAAAAUGGUGCUGGUCCAAAAACUGAAUAGGUGGUGGCCCAGUUCUAGCCUAGUACAGCCUUCAGGUGUUGUCUGUUAGUUAUAAUUAUGAUUAAUUGACCUCACUGCCAUGUUGCGCAUGUGCGAUUGUGAAGUAUUUGUGGAAAGAACGUGUGUAUGUGAUGAAUACUUACAAGGUAUAUUAGGUAUAACACUGACAGGAAAAAGGGUACUGAUAAUAAAUCCUGCUGUUGUAAGCAGUGCAAAUGGUGGUGGUAUUUUUUUUUUUUUCUGGACCGUUAUUUAUUUUAGACUUGUACAAACUCACAAUUGGCUUGCUUAGGUAUCAAUCUGUGUAUUCAUGUUAUGAAACCCAGAUUUAUGGGAAGUUCCACUGAGGCAUCGUCUAAGCUACUUUUUACAAUGACUGAGGCUCUUCUUACUAUACUAUCUCUAGGGCCUCCUGACUGAGUGGAAUUUUUUUUUUUAAAUGUAUUUCAAAAAUGUUUUCAUAGCGCACACAUCUUUGUUUCUUAUUAAAAAAUGGCGCAGUUACUUCACUGUCAAUUGUGCCUUUGCCAUGUUGAAAUGUGAAUUCUGUAAUUACCCGUUGUAACCUCUCCCUAAGGAACUGCUUUGAAUGGAGGAAAAACACUUCACUUUCAUAGUGCAGGCAGUUUAUUCUGUUGCACUACAGUUACAUUUUCUAUUUGUUAUUAAAAAUGCAUAUGCUGCACAAA
This is a messenger RNA of Synchiropus splendidus (mandarinfish), 2295 nucleotides long. It is a transcript of the gene hsd17b12a, whose product is annotated as hydroxysteroid (17-beta) dehydrogenase 12a. NCBI's taxonomy places the organism in Eukaryota, Metazoa, Chordata, Actinopteri, Syngnathiformes, Callionymidae. The record is from RefSeq and is a predicted model, not a curated record. Gene Ontology annotation, molecular function: oxidoreductase activity. Gene Ontology annotation, cellular component: endoplasmic reticulum. Bases 737 to 1606 code for a protein of 289 amino acids. The transcript is spliced from 11 exons.